Messenger RNA from Oppiella nova, 486 nucleotides. NCBI's taxonomy places the organism in Eukaryota, Metazoa, Arthropoda, Arachnida, Sarcoptiformes, Oppiidae. The record is from the annotation of a GenBank genome assembly.
AAUGACAUUAAGGAAUCAUUCAUUGAAAUCGUUGACAAAUAUAAAUGGAUGAGCGAUGGAGUGAAGUCCAAAGCAAAUGAAAAAAUAAAAUUAAUGAAAUUGGGAAUAGGAUUUCCACAGGAUGUGCGGGAUGACAACCAAAUGGACAAUUGGCUCACUACCGAGAUCUCCAGAAAAGACUAUUUUGAGAAUACUUUACGAUUAAAUCGAUUCUCUGUUGACAAACAAAUGGAAAAAUUAUUUAUUAAUAAAAUUAAUAAUAACAUAAAUGUGAAUCUAGAAAGAGGUGUAAAUCCCGCUGACAUUAUCAUCAAAUACAGAGGCGAAGACAACACUUUAUUAAUAUCUAAUCUCAUAAUCAACGGCUUAUACAGGGAAGAUGUGCCGAUGUCACUGAAUUUUGGAUCGUUUGGUGUAUUAAUAAGUGAACAGAUGCUCAAUAUAUUGAGUGAAGUCGGGCGUCUAUACGAUGAAAAUGGUGUGUAU